Messenger RNA from Epinephelus lanceolatus (giant grouper), 716 nucleotides. RefSeq names its product retinal cone rhodopsin-sensitive cGMP 3',5'-cyclic phosphodiesterase subunit gamma-like. Gene Ontology annotation, cellular component: photoreceptor outer segment membrane. Gene Ontology annotation, molecular function: 3',5'-cyclic-nucleotide phosphodiesterase activity; cGMP binding. Gene Ontology annotation, biological process: visual perception; positive regulation of G protein-coupled receptor signaling pathway; positive regulation of epidermal growth factor receptor signaling pathway. The record is from RefSeq and is a predicted model, not a curated record. NCBI's taxonomy places the organism in Eukaryota, Metazoa, Chordata, Actinopteri, Perciformes, Serranidae.
GAGGAAUACCACAAUCAACAAACGAGAGGCUCAUCAGACAGCAUCAGAAAAACACAGACUGAGACUUCAGCAAAAAGCAACCAAUCAAAAUGGCUGACGUCGCCGUUGCAGCUCCUGCUGACAAGAAAGCACCUCCCAAAUUUAAGCAGAGGACUGUACGCACCUUUAAGAGCAAGGCGCCUAAACCAGGCCAGAAGGGAUUCGGAGACGACAUCCCCGGCAUGGAGGGUCUUGGCACUGACAUCACAGUGAUUUGCCCAUGGGAAGCCUUUGGUGACAUGGAGCUCAGUGACCUGGCAAAAUAUGGAAUUAUUUAGCCGUCUUCCCUCUGCCUUUACCCCCACUGCCACUAUUGUCCCUCGUGUAUUCCAACUGUUGGCUGAACAGCUGAAGAUCCUGUCCUUGUGUGCGUGCUCUAGAGAGGAGGCAGCUUUGGAUUAUUUAGAGGUUUGACCUGGAAAAAAAGAAAUCCAGUUCUCUCUCUUGUCUCAUGCACUUUAUCUCCCCCUGCCUUCCCAACGAUUCUCCAUUGUCUUCAUGACAAGUGGUGUCAGCAGCUCUGGACCUGAGCUUGCACUUUCCACAGAGACAAAAAAAAAGGAAAUGGAGUUCAUAUUUUGUAAAUAUGAAAGAGGGUUUUAUAUUUGUUACUGUGGUGUCAUGGUUAUGUUUUAAUGCUCUACUCUCCUCUCCUUCAACCUCUUCUUCUCAAGGCU